Messenger RNA from Pseudomassariella vexata, 2837 nucleotides. RefSeq lists its product as uncharacterized. Lineage: Eukaryota; Fungi; Ascomycota; Sordariomycetes; Amphisphaeriales; Pseudomassariaceae. The coding region runs from base 151 to 2526 and encodes 791 amino acids. The record is from RefSeq and is a predicted model, not a curated record. The transcript is spliced from 5 exons. Gene Ontology annotation, molecular function: carboxypeptidase activity.
GCUCGAGGUUGCAGCACGCAAUAUACCUGGAGCUUCGCGAGCUACCGUUACCCCACGAAGUCCGGAGCUGAGCUUCGGAACCAGACUUCUGAAGCUCUCUCAUAUUAAUCCAUUGAUGAAAGUGAGCUCACACCCAAGCUCUUCAGUAUAAUGGGAAAAACUACGGCAAACGAGACGACGCCUCUGAUCACUACGGUGACGGUCGGUCCUCCGCGUCGGCGCUACCCUCACCAGACACUGAGGCGGCUCUGCACUAUUGCUCUGAGCUCCUCCCUCGUAGCUCUGCUUCUCACCUUCCUGGUCACGGUUGUAUUUGCACCGGCGCGCAGACAUCACCAUGCGGAAAGUCGUUUGACAUAUGAGGAACUUCAAAGUCUACUUCUUGACACGCCAAGUGCUGAGAAGGCGUCGGAGUGGAGCAAGUAUUACACUUCGGGGCCGCAUCUGGCUGGAAAGAACCUUUCGCAGGCUGAAUGGACCAGAGACCACUGGGACGAAUGGGGGAUCGAGUCGGAAAUUGUUGCAUACGACACUUACAUCAACUACCCUAGAGACCACAGGCUGGCUUUGCUGGAAAAGCCCAAUGCAGCCUCUAACCCGGAGGCCUGGAAAGUGGCCUUUGAAGCAACGCUGAAGGAGGACGUGCUUCCCGAAGACCCUACGACCUCGCUUACCGACAGCAUCCCCGUCUUCCAUGGUUAUUCCGCGUCGGGCAAUGUUACGGCGCCUUUUGUCUACGUCAAUUACGGCACUUACGCCGAUUUCGAGGAUCUGGUCAAGGCCAAUGUCAGUCUUGAGGGCAAGAUCGCUAUUGCGCGAUAUGGCGGCAUUUUCCGAGGAUUGAAGGUGAAGCGAGCUCAAGAGCUCGGUAUGGUGGGCACCGUCCUUUUCAGUGAUCCCGGUGACGAUGGCGAGGUCACGGAGGAAAACGGGUACGAAUUGUAUCCCGACGGACCGGCGCGGAACCCCAGCAGUGUGCAGCGAGGAAGCGUUCAGUUCUUGAGUGUCGCGCCUGGUGACCCGACUACACCGGGGUAUCCUUCGAAGCCAGGGGUUCCUCGAAUGCCGGUCGACGGUGCCAUUCCCAGCAUCCCGUCGUUACCCAUCUCAUACGUCGAGGCUAUCCCGAUUCUAAAGGCUUUGCACGGCUAUGGCCCCAAGGCCGAGGAUUUCAAUGAGUACUGGACCCGCAACACCGGUCUGGGGUACAAGGGUGUUAAGUACAAUAUCGGACCGUCGCCUGACAAUGUAGUCCUGAAUCUGUACAACGACCAGGAAUACACCAUCACACCGCAGUGGGAUGUCAUUGGCAUCAUUAACGGCACUAUCUCGGACGAAGUCGUUAUUGUGGGCAACCACCGUGACGCCUGGAUCGCCGGAGGCGCAGGGGACCCCAACAGUGGCUCGGCCGUGAUCAACGAAGCAAUCCGCAGUUUCGGCAAGGCUCUCGAGUCAGGAUGGAAGCCUCUGCGAACUAUUGUCUUUGCGAGCUGGGACGGCGAGGAGUAUGGACUGAUUGGAAGCACCGAGUGGGUCGAGGAGUAUCUCCCUUGGCUUACAGUUGCCAACGUCGUCUACAUCAACGUGGACGUAGGUGUCCGCUCCCCCGUUUUCGAUGCCUCUGCCGCACCCAUGCUGAAUAAACUGCUCUAUGAUGUCACGGCCAUGGUCCCGUCUCCUAACCAGACGGUCAAAGGCCAGACUGUCGGCGACUUGUGGAAUGGUCAUAUCAGGACAAUGGGUAGUGGUAGCGAUUUCACUGCUUUCCAAGACUACGCGGGGAUUCCUAGUCUUGACUUCGGAUUCGGAGGCCAGUCAAAGGAUUCGCCCGUUUACCACUAUCAUUCCAACUACGAUUCUUACCACUGGAUGGCCGAAUUCGGCGAUCCUGACUUUGCCUAUCACAGAACCAUGGCACAGAUACUUGCACUCACUGUCGCCAAGGUUUCGGAUACGCCACUGCUUGCAUUGAACGCUACAGAUUAUGCGGUGGCAUUGAAGGGCUACGUGGCCAAGAUCGAGGGAAAGUUAUCAUCAGUGGACUCCUCCGAUUACAAACCCUCAAGCGACGACGAGAUCAUCGAGUUCCGAGCCCGACCCGCCGAUCCCGUUCUCCAAGGCGACCCGGAAGCCUUCUCCCUCUCUCUCGCGCGUCUGCAGAAGUCCAUCGCGGAACUAAAGGACGCGGCAGUCAACCUCGACGCCAAGUCCGACGAGCUUGCAGAAAAGGCCAAUGAACACAUCCCGUGGUGGAAAUGGAUCACUAAGGCCAAGCUGCUGCAUGAGAUCCGGGCUACUAAUACCAAAUAUAAGAACAUCGAACGUGCGUUCCUGUACCAGGGAGGCCUAGAUGGUCGGCCGUGGUUUAAGCAUGUUGUGUUUGCGCCCGGGAUUUGGACAGGUUAUGCUGGAGCCGUCUUCCCUGGACUUGUCGAGAGUAUCGACAACAAGGAUUACGUCAAUGCCCUGAGGUGGGUGGAUAUCAUCGAUGACUGCAUCAAGACUGCCACCGAGACUAUGAAAUAAAGUACGUAGUCGAUUUCGGGCUUAUUGAUGAGCAUGAUGAGACGAGAACAUGUGUAUACCACGCACCUGCUGGAUCAACUACUUUGGACAUACGAGAUUGAUCAUCCAUUAAGAAGCCAUUUGAGUAGGUAGCAAAUUUUUGAGUUGAUAUCUGAACUGCUUGAUCCUUCUCCUGUUCCAUGACCUGCCCAGCUAAGGGAGUGUGUGGGUCUUAAGAAUGUGUUACAAGAAUGGGAGAGAGCCCUUCUUUAGUUAGAUAUAAUAUAGCCUAGUAGAUCACGUUUGUGAUAUCUAAAGCCCAAGCACAACAG